Molecule: messenger RNA, 1531 nt
Organism: Abrus precatorius (Indian licorice)
Lineage: Eukaryota; Viridiplantae; Streptophyta; Magnoliopsida; Fabales; Fabaceae
Product: abscisic acid 8'-hydroxylase 2
Exons: 10
Coding region: 37-1518 (493 amino acids)
Biological process (GO): brassinosteroid homeostasis; brassinosteroid biosynthetic process; sterol metabolic process
Molecular function (GO): monooxygenase activity; heme binding; oxidoreductase activity, acting on paired donors, with incorporation or reduction of molecular oxygen
Source: RefSeq, a predicted model, not a curated record
UAUUUCCCCACCAAAGGAGAGAGGAGAGGGACCAAAAUGAUUUCCCAAUUGGUAAAGGAGCACCCUUACAUUUGUUGCUAUGUUGGUGUCUUAUUGGUGUUUUUAUCAUGUCAAAAAGCGUGGACGUUUUGGUGCAAAAACAACAAGUCCAGUGUGGGCAUUCCUCCGGGAAAUCGAGGAUUACCGUUUGUUGGAGAGACACUUCAGUUCAUGGCUGCCAUCAACAGCAGCAAAGGAGUCUACGAAUUUGUCCGAGUUCGCCGCCACCGGUAUGGAAAUUGCUUCAAGACAAAGUUGUUUGGGGAAACGCACGUUUUUAUUUCGAGCAGGGAGUCAGCAAAAGCGAUUCUAAACAACGAGGGAGGGAAAUUCUCAAAGAGGUACAUAAAAUCAAUGGCAGAGCUCGUUGGACCCGAUAGCUUGCUCUGCGCUCCACAACAGCAUCACAAACUCAUUCGUAAUCGUCUCUUAAGUUUGUUCUCAACUGAUUCCUUGUCCUCCUUCGUUAAACUGUUUGAUGCACUCGUUCUUGAAGCUAUGACUAGCUGGACAUGUGGAUCCGUUGUCGUCAUACAAGAUGAAGCACUCAAGCUGGCUUGUAAGGCGAUGUGCAAAAUGCUAACAAGCAUUGAGAGUAGCGACGAAUUAGCGAUUAUGCAAAAGGAGGUUGGUCGUUUGUGCGAAGCAAUGCUAGCAUUGCCUGUGAGAUUACCCUGGACCAGAUUUUAUAAAGGCCUUGAGGCUCGAAAAAAAAUUAUGGACAUAUUGGAAAAAGAUAUAAGUGAAAGAAGAAGUGGAAUUGCAACUCACCAGGCAGAUUUUCUUCAACAACUUCUAGAAGAAGAUGAUGAUAAACUAAACGAGGAUGAAAUCACAAGGCUAACAGAUAGAGAGAUCAAAGACAAUAUCUUGACUAUGAUAAUUGCAGGACAAGACACAAUAGCAAAUGCAAUGACAUGGAUGAUUAAAUAUGUGGACGAGAAUCGGGAGGUUUUUAAUACGCUCAUGAAGGAGCAGCUUCAGAUUCAGAAGAAAGGGACAAAAAAUGUGUAUCUUCCACUUGAGGCUCUUAAUGAGAUGCCAUAUGCUUCUAAGGUCGUAAAAGAAGCGUUAAGGAUGGCAUCCGUAGUACAGUGGUUGCCAAGAGUAGCACUUGAGGACUGUGUGAUUGAAGGAUUUAAAAUCAAGAAAGGCUGGAACAUUAACAUUGAUGCUAGAUCGAUACACCACGAUCCAACUGUGUACAUUGAUCCGAAUGUAUUCAAUCCUUCAAGAUUUCCUGCCGAGUCAAAACCAUACAGCUUCUUAGCUUUUGGGAUGGGAGGAAGGACAUGCCUCGGGAAGAACAUGGCUAAAGCUAUGAUGUUGGUGUUUCUCCACCGUUUCAUCACCAAUUACAAGUGGAAGGUGAUCGAUUCUGAUUCAAGUAUUCAGAAAUGGGCGGUUUUUACAAAACUUAAGAGUGGAUAUCCUGUUCGUUUGAUAUCUACAAUGGAUGACAAAUGCAAAACCAUGUAAGGAUUUUGCUUUU